Molecule: messenger RNA, 1855 nt
Organism: Lucilia cuprina (Australian sheep blowfly)
Lineage: Eukaryota; Metazoa; Arthropoda; Insecta; Diptera; Calliphoridae
Product: serine protease 7
Exons: 4
Coding region: 435-1673 (412 amino acids)
Biological process (GO): proteolysis
Molecular function (GO): serine-type endopeptidase activity
Source: RefSeq, a predicted model, not a curated record
UUAUAUUCUUAAUUUAAUUUCAGUUUAAUCUCAAGCAUCAAAGUGUUAACUACGUAACGAACGAACGAGCAGCAAACGGUUCAGAUUAAAUGCAAAUUUUUAAAUUUAACAAGAAAUAAAUAAAUACGAAAAGAAAUAAAAACAAAAUCAUAAUAAUAAAAUAAAAUCUACAACAAGGUCAAUAUAACAUAUUUUAUUUUUUAGUUUGUGAAAUGAAACAAAUGUUGGAAACAAAAAUUUAUAUGAAUAAAUGAAACAGAAAAAAAAUUAACAACAAAUUAUUAACCACAAAAUUAUGAAUUAACAAUUAAAUAAAAAAACAUACAGUAGUUUAACAAGAAUACAUGUGUAAUUAAAAAAGAAUAUUAAAAACAAAAAAAAAAUUGUUAAGAAACAAGUUAAACAAAAACAAUAUAUAUUAGUGACGUGACUAAAUGUUGUUGAAUCGUUUAAGUGUUAAUAUGAAAGUAAAUGUGGCGUUUGGAUUCUUAAUUUUAACCACAAUUGUCGCAGUGCAAGCUCAAUCUCUAACUAAUUCAAAUUAUUUUAUCAACAGACGUUGUGAAAACCCCAACAAAAGACCAGGAACAUGUGUGGCCAUACAUGAUUGUCAAGUUUUAUUGCAAAGUGAUCGUACUUUUGUAGAAGCUUCACGAUGUGGCGGUGGUUUUGGUACCACACCCUAUGUUUGUUGUUCUAGUGAUACGGGAUUCACCAGAGAGCCCAGAAAACAAGAAGUAGCGGUAGUAGUGGCAAGAGAACAGCCCGAAUUGAGUUUAGAAGAGAGAUCGUGGUUAAGAGAAAUUUUCAGAGGAAAUUUCCUCACAACCCCCAUAUAUCCAGAUCAGCCAAGAGUGUUAGCUAAAGCCAAACCAUCAUUGCUGCCAGAACCUCCCACUUGUGGUGGAGAAUUUAUAGACAAUCGUAUAUAUGGUGGUCGGGAUACGGAGUUAUAUGAAUUCCCCUGGAUGGCAUUUUUGGAGUAUUCAAAGUCUGAUCCCACUCAGGAAGCGGUAUGUGCUGGUUCUUUGAUUAACUCCCGUUAUAUAUUGACUGCUGCCCAUUGUGUCAAGGGACCUAUUUUAAGACAAAAAGGAGAACUCGUGGCUGUUCGUUUAGGCUUAAGAGACUACACACAAAGCUCCAUAUUUCCCGGAGAUGAUCAACGUUGGCGAGUUGAAGAGACUAUUAUUCAUGAAAACUAUAAACCACAAAAAACUCCCGUACAUGAUGUUGCCCUUUUAAGACUUGAAAGCAAUGUUCGUUAUUCGAAAACCGUUAGACCCAUUUGUUUACCUUCCGUUCUUGCACCCUAUAAUCUCAAAUCAGACACCAAACUUACUGUGGCCGGUUGGGGUUCAACAGAAUUCGAUUCUAGCAGUCCCAUUAAGCAAAAGGUAAAUGUUGCCCUAAUGGAUCAGAAGUUCUGUAAACAACAAUAUGGUAAAUUGGGCUUAACAAUAGAAUCUACACAUAUGUGUGCUGGUGGUGCGGCGAAUAAGGAUAGUUGUCGUGGCGACUCUGGUGCCCCACUUAUGCAUUAUCGUAAUGGUGUUUGGGUUUUGGAGGGUGUAGUAUCUUUCGGUCGUCGUUGUGGUUACAAAGAUUGGCCAGGUGUAUAUGCUCGUGUCAGUAGUUAUACUCAGUGGAUUAAUAAGAAGUUGCGUAUUUAACUUUAGAGAUUGAGUACAAAUUAAGUAAUUUAAUUAAUUUUUAGUUUCCUAACAAAUAGUGAAAUUUAAUGCAUUUGUAUUUGUUUUUCAUACAGACAUGAUUUUUUGUUUCAUUUUGUAUUCGCAUACUCAUUUAGGUUUUAAGCAAAUAUGUAGCUAUUUUAAUAAAUUAAAACAAAAUU